Molecule: messenger RNA, 2910 nt
Organism: Cinara cedri
Lineage: Eukaryota; Metazoa; Arthropoda; Insecta; Hemiptera; Aphididae
Source: the annotation of a GenBank genome assembly
ACCCGAACCAAGAGAAAUUUCACGUCGCGUCGUCACGCACACCUAUUCCCGUGUUAAAAUGCACUUCAAAAACACAAAUUCGUUAUUACACAUAAACGCAAUCUAUAUAGAUGCUAAUUGCUAUACAGUUCGCUAGCGCAUCGUUUUUUACGUUGUAAAUGUGUACCGAAUACCGAGUUAUCGAAUGUUUAUCCGUUAGAACGGUGUUCCGCUCUGCCGAUUGUCUUGGUGAAAUAUAAUAUCACAGCCGUGUCGCCCGCGCGAUUGUACGUUGAUAUUAUUACAAUAUUAUUAUCACUAUCGAGUGAACGGGUUUUCGUUUCCAUCACUCGUUUGCUACUCAAAUUCCAUUGUCGUUUGCGCCGUUAUUAGUGGCUUCACUGCGCGCUAUUUGUUUCUCGCUUUUUGUGUUAACGACGCAAAAACUGGGUCCCUAAGAAAGCCUCCAAAAUUGUUGCUGAUAACGUCGUGACCCCCUGCCGAAUAACAAUAAAUUAUUAUCCUAUUAAACGUGUCCUGUGCAUUGGCCGUCCAAGUAAGUUAUUCGAACACCGUUAUGUGGUCUUAAGGUGUUUACAAACACAACUUUUCUUAUCCGUGUACAAAUUGUAUUGAAUUUGUUACGUUGACUGUAACGAUGCCUGGUAUUGGUGUCAACUUGCGUGUGACCGGUUACUGCAACCAGGGUGGUAGAAAGUACAUGGAAGAUAUGUUUUCGGUGGCUUACCAGCAAACGCCCGAUAUGAAAGAUCUAGAAUAUGCUUUUUUUGGCAUAUUCGACGGACAUGGUGGUUCAGAAGCAGCUGCAUAUGCCAAAGAUCAUUUACUUGAUACCAUCAUCAAGGACGAUGCAUUCUGGUCAAAAGACGAUGAAGAUGUUUUAAGAGCAAUUCGCAAUGGUUAUAUAAAUACUCACAUUGAAAUGUGGAAAGAUUUAGGUAUAUUUAUACUUAUUUAACAUUUACUAAUUAUAUUUGUCUAAAGUUACUCAUAAAUAAUGUUAUUUUUUUAUUAUAUAGAAAAUUGGCCAAGGACUCCAUCAGGGUUACCAAAUACUUCUGGUACUACAGCAAGCAUAGCCUUUAUUAUGAGAGGAAAGAUUUACACUGGUCAUGUUGGUGACAGUUGUAUUGUACUUGGUUAUCAAGAUGAAGGUUUUUUUUACAUUUUUGAUUUAUAUUUACUUAUUAUAAAUAUUAUUGUUUAUAAAGGUAAUCUAUCUUAAAUAUUUACACAUACUCUUUCUGUUUUAGAAAAUGGAGAAUGGAAAGCUAAACCAUUAACACGAGAUCACAAACCUGAGUCGUUUGAAGAAAAAGUUCGAAUAGAAGAGUGUGGAGGCAAAGUUAUUAAUAAAUCUGGAGUUCCAAGAGUUGUGUGGAAUAGGCCUCGUAUUGGUCACAAAGGUCCUGUGCGUCGUUCAACUACAAUCGAUGAAAUUCCAUUCUUAGCUGUUGCACGCGCUCUUGGUGACUUUUGGAGCUACAAUUCUGAACAUAAUAAAUUUGUUGUAUCUCCUGAACCAGACGUAGAAGUAUUCAGUGUAGAUCCUUCUAAACAUCGUUGUUUAAUAUUUGGCACUGAUGGUUUAUGGAAUGUUCUUUCAGCAGAUGUAGCUAUUUCCAAUGUAUAUGCUACAGAAAAACAUAAUAUUGAAAUGAAAUCUUUAGAAGUAAGUGCAUGACUUAUAGUACAUAUUAUAUUAAAUGGUUCUAAUUUUAAAAGUUGUAUUUAUAGAGACAGGAUUGGUUAAAUCCUUCUAAAAAUCUUGUAGACAAGGCUAUAUUACAGUGGAAUAAAGUCAGAUUAAGAGCUGACAAUACCACUGUUAUUACAUUAAUGUUGGAUCCUCCUGGUCCACCUGCUCCACAAGUUUUACUAAAACAUAAAAUGCAAACUGGUAAUAUGAAAUGUGAAGAUAAAACUAAUUGUACAUGUGUUGAUGGUGAUCCAGUUCAAAGAUUUCGUAAAGGUUCAAGUGGUGGAUAUGCCAUAUUCACUAGAUAUCCUACAGAUCACAUAAAAACAUCUAGCUCUCUUGCCAGUACUUCAAAAUCGUAUGGUUUUUUUUUUUUUUUUAUUACACAUUUUUUAUUCAUAAUUUUCUAUUUAUUUUACAGAUAUUGUAAUACUCCAAUAGCAACAGCACCACCUAUGAAAACGAAUAAAGUUCUUAGAACAUCUGCAAAACUUAAUAAUUAUAAUAAUAAUAACAACACUAGUAGUUCUAGUAAACCAAAUAGUCAACCAACCGGAAAAAGAAGUGCGCGUAUAAGCAAUGGAAAAAUUAUAAAAAAACCAAAGUCAGACACUGGGUCUACAACUGCUGAUGAGACUGCUAAGUUUGGAAGUAGUGAUUCUGAAAAUGAGCAAUUACCACGUGAAACAUGGUUAUUAUCUCCAUCUAAAUCAAUUAAUACCGAAGAGACUAAAGUGGGUGUAGUAUUAAGGAGUUCUGGUAAAAUUCGAAAAAGCUGGAAGUGCAGAAAUUCCAAAGACAUUUCUACUUCACCUAAAAUAAAUUCUAUAUCAAAAAUUAAAACGCCUUUAUCAGAACCUAUGACUAGAAUAUUAAGGUCACAUAAAAAGAGAACUAAUAGAAGAUUUAAAAGUGUUGUGUCUAGAUCAUGGUCUGCGGGUAUGGUAACUCGUAGUCAUAGAAGAAGUGUUAAAUGUUAACUUUUCAUUAAGUCGUUCACCUUUAUUUUUUGAUAUUACCACAGUUUUUAUCUAAUUACAAAAUUAAUUUUGUAUAUUCUUAAUACUUUUGUCAUAAAUUGUUUUUAUGCUAAUCAUUGUUAUCUUUAUUUUUAUUUUCAUUCUUUAUCUGACAAAACAAAACUGAAGUAUUUUUUCCUGUUCAAAAAUAAAAUGAGCCAUCACUUUUUUGACUAAUUAAAGCUUUGACUA